CUUAUUUUUUACCCAUCAUGCUCUGUGGAGUUGUGAGCGGAAGUACUCACUUUCAUGCGCUUAUUCAAAACGUUAAACCAUGAAGCAAAAUCAUUUUUCGAAUUGAUAUUUUUAAGCAUUUUAGCGUUGGUUGUGAAAAGUCGUUAUUAAUGGAGCACAAAGACGGAUGCUGUCAGGAGGAGGUGGAUGGAGACAGUUGUGGAUCCUCCACCGCAGGUUCACCGCUGAUGGACCGCAACCCAUCGCCUCCACCCGAGGAAGAUGAGACUGAGGCCGGGGAGGAGGCAGACGCCAUCGGGGAGACGGUGUACAGUAAACACUGGCUCUUCAGCACUCUGACCCGCCUUAUUCAGAUGGUGACAGAUCAGGAAAGUGGGCCGAGUGAUUCUUCAGAGGAACUGACAGAUGAUCUGGAGGAGGACUUGUGUAGAGUUUGGGACAUGGCUAUGGAUAAGGAUGUGGCUGUUUUUCUUCAGGAGUUCAAAGCUCCAGACAUCUUGCUGGGUGUGAUCGCAAAGUCACGUAGUCCGCGGCUCACUGAAAUCUGUGUUGGAAUUCUGGGUAAUAUGGCCUGUUUCCAUGACACAUGUGUAUCUCUCAGCCAGAACUCUGACCUAUGCUCUGUGUUACUACUUCUGCUCGGGGACAAUGAUCCACCUACGCUCUUGGAGACUUGCAGGCUCCUGCUAACGUGCCUGUCUCAGCCUGAUGUCGCCCCCCUGUGGCUGGAGAGGAUACGGCAGCAGCCGGCGGUGUGCAGCAGUCUGUGUUUCAUCAUGAGCAGCUCCACCAAUGUGGAUUUGCUAGUUAAGGUUGGGGAGCUGGUGGAUAAGCUCUUUGAUGAGGAUGAGGAGAUGAUGAAGAGUUGGGUGUCCACCCCAGCCAGCGACAGUGACCCAAACAAGGACACACAGCAGGACAUGGCGUCCUCUCUGCUUGAGGCGGCCACACAGCUCAGGUCAGAAAGUCCAGAGGCUCUUGAAGUGUAUCUUCAUUCACUCCAGCUUCUGACUACAGUAGAAGAGGGCAUGCAGGCUCUGGUAUCAGAUGGAGCCUGUGGACAUGCAGUGUGGACGUUUGUGUGUAAGAUUGUAUGUGAGGAUUUAUGUCAAAAGGAGGAUCCUCCUCUCAUCCUGCUGGAGCAGAAAGCUCUCCUGGCCCCAGCGCUCGCCUUACUGUCAGCGUUACACUCCAGCCUGCAGACAGCUAUCAGUACAGAAUUGUUGGGAAGUCUUAUCCGUAUUCUGGACUUCAAUGCUGAAUGCCAUCAGAGCCGAACAGCUGGAAACUCUGAAUCAGAAGAGAGUCAGAAAGAAGAAGUGAAGCAAGAGGAAGAUGAAGAGCUCAAAGCUUUAGUCGAAACCACAGCAGAGUUCCUCUCAGCCGUCAUCAUGCAACUGAAUAAGGAUGUGUUGUCAGCUGUAGUCAAGGAAGGGUGUUUUACAGAGAGAAGCUGUGUGUCUGCUGUUGGCUCCCUCUUACCUCAACACAUAUCGGCGGUCCAGCACCUGGUAAACUUGUUGUCAGAAGUGGAACCGAAACUGGCAGACAUUAUAAAAAAGGACUUUUCUAUUUCAUCCAAUGUGUCAAGCGGAAACAUCUGAAAGGAAACAUUCUUCAGAGAAGUUCUCUGACCCAAAAGAUUGGAGAUAAGUCUUUAGAUCUCCUUAUGAAAAGACUCGUCUUUUGUUUAGAUAUAACAAAAAAUGUAAUGGCUUUGGUUAUAGCUUGAUAAAUUGUGUAUAUCAUCGUUUUGAUUGUAUACACCAGCUUUUCUAUUUAGUAAACAAAACGUGUUUUGUA
Molecule: messenger RNA, 1803 nt
Organism: Carassius gibelio (silver crucian carp)
Lineage: Eukaryota; Metazoa; Chordata; Actinopteri; Cypriniformes; Cyprinidae
Gene: saal1
Product: serum amyloid A-like 1
Exons: 13
Coding region: 150-1604 (484 amino acids)
Source: RefSeq, a predicted model, not a curated record